AAGAGGCCGUGUAUUUGUGGAGUUGAAGUCGGUAGCUACGAUCGCCUUCUGGCAAACAUUAUCGUGACACCGUUUUGUGCGUGUUGAAGAGUUGGCCGGGUUCGUUCGAUCGGUUCUUCCGCCGUAUCGACCGGUCCGGUUGUUGGCCGCGCGCUUCCGAUCCAUGAAUCCAGUGAUAUAGUAAUUUUUCUCGGUGUGUAUUUAGCGUGCAUCGUGAUACAACGAUUCUUCAGCGAUUACUCGCCCAACUUACUGAUGUAGAACGACAUGGCUAUCAGCAUAAAAUUCACAAAAUUUGACAACACACCAUGGGGAUUCCGAUUGGCGGGUGGAAGCGAUUUUCCACAACCGCUGACUGUGAUUAGAGUGACAGAGGGAAGCCUGGCAGAAUGUAUGGGUUUAAAAGUGGGCGAUGUGGUAGUGAGAUUGAACGAUCAACCCAUCAGUAGCUUGACCCACGGUCAGGCGCACGAAGAACUGAUACGAGCAGGGAAUAAUUUUGUUCUGGGUGUACAUAGAGAAGAAGAUUCGCUGAAGGCUGUGGAGGCGUUGUCCGAAGAGAACAUCGUGCCCUAUAAGAUUCCGCUCGCAGAUUUGCCACCUGUUUUCCCAGAGCAAAUACUGAAACAGGAAACCGUGAUCGAGCGGCACGAGGAAAUAACGUGCGAAGCGAAGUCGGGCGAAGAGGAGGUGAAGCCAGAAGUGGAACCACUGCCGGACAAGCCUAAGGACGCUAACAGCGAGAUCGUACCGAAUCAGAAUCUUACGGACGACGAGAUCGCGCAAUUGAUCCUCGAGGAAGAAGAACUUUUGACCGACAAAGGGGUUUUGGGGGUGAACUUUAAGAAACUCAAGCCCCGCGUCACUGCUCUGAAACAAUCGAAGGUGAUCGAAGAACUUCAGAAUAUCGCCACAGCCGAACCACCUUUGGUCGAACAGUUGAGACGUACCUCGGUGUUUCUGCAAAAACCACAAAGACCGAUACCGACACCUCGUAAGAAACAGGAGGAAGAAGAAGAGACAGAAGUCGAGUCGUACAAAGUGGUGAUAAAGAAGCAGAAAAAGCGGAGCGUGACCGACCGACUGCUAGAGAAGGGUCUGCUGAAACCUGAGGACGCGAGUACUCCGGAACCACCUACUCCCGAGGUAAACACGGAAAAUAUCGAAAUGGAGAGGAAAAUCGAGGGAAACGAUUCGUCGAUCGUUUUGUCCAUACCGCUCGAUGAUAGUUUAUGCUUGCAACAAACGCUCGAACCAAUCGUCGCUCGUUCCACGGUGUCGUCCUCUCCGUGUCUCGAACUUCCGAUCGAGAUUUGCCAGAGUCAGUCUUCCCUCGAUAUCGAACCUGAAACUUGUACGAACUUGGGAUCGGAUGUUACAUGCCCGGUACAGUUAUCGAAACGCGGAGAGAAGGUAACGUUAGCACGACGUGCGCCGAACAAGUGCAAGUUGAAGAGCUUCUGUACGAGAGGGCAUUACUUCCGAAGGUGUUUGUUCGGGAAGAAAAGCCACGGUGACGUUAAGAGAGCGAUUAAAGUAAAGUCUUCGUUCAGGCAACGGUUCCAGGAAAGCGACGCUGUGCGAUCGAGCGGUCGCAGCAUGGAGCAGCUUCGACAACUUCCACGUCGCUGUAGCAUCGAGAAAUCUUCGAAAUCCAGGAUCAAAGGUCGUUACCUCGAGACGUACUUGAAACGAGAGGAUAAUUGGAUGAGGCGAACGAUCGACGGAUUGUUCGAGAACACCGAUAGCUUUUCCUCCAGCAAAUUAUUCGAUAGGCUGUUAUCAAACGGAGGAAUCUCGUUGAGAAAAACUCGUUACGCGGAGAAAAUACUUGUUCGAAGCGGGAACUUUGUCGCGGUUCGCCUUUGUUCCGACGUUCUGAAAUAUUUCAAACAAGGAUAUUCGACGUUUAUCGGAAAUUCUAUAAAACCCAGGUCACAAAUUGCUAAACGUUUGUACUUUAAAGGUCAUUACAUUCGGCGCAUUCUUUCGCGCAAUCUUGUCCGUUUGAUUAACCGUAUCAAAGACGUAGCGUAUUCGAAGGAUGUUGGCAGGAAAGACAGAAGGAGAAGCUCGACGAUGAUCAAAACGAAAGGUCGUUAUUUAGAGACGUAUCUGUUCGAAAACGUAUUCUCGGAUUUGCAGGAUCUUCGCGAUCGUUUCUCGGCACGCUCGACCGUCGUCUCGUCGAGGAAGAAAUUUUUCGCCCGAACUCGUUACGUCGAACGUAUCCUUAAAAACCACUUGGACGCUCUUGGUUUAAUCGUAAACUACAUUCGCUGCCAGGUUGUCCAAGGUAUUUCCGAUUCUUCCGUCGUUAUUCCAGGCUGUUCGUCCUUGAACUCGCGCCAAACGGACGCGCCUGUGUCGUCCAUGAAAGAAGACGACGUCCUCUCCAAUUUGAUCCGUUCCUCCAAAGACUUUAUCUCGGCCGAGGUUUUUCACCGUGGCAGUAGACGACUCUCAAGAUCAUCCAGAGGUAGCGUAUCUGCCGGUUCUUCCAACAACUCCGAUACUUUCGGAAGCUAUCUCUUUAAUUGGCUUCGUACGAAGUCGACCAGAGAAUCGGCCGAUCGAACGAUUAACGAUAAAAAGAUGAUCCAGGAUAACGAUCGUGACGGUCGUAGGCUAUCUUUCGUGCCGACUAUUCUUUACGAGGGUCUAACGAAUCGUAUAGACGUGGAUUUCACUCGAUUAGUGGCAUACGCGUUUGUCCCUUGUACCUCGAUCAUUUUGUUGUACAUGUACAAGUAAUAUUCGUAUCGAGUAAACGGUCUAAUCAACGUCUAUUUAGAUAAGGUGAUUCGAGACGGUACCAUUAAUGAUUACGAUUAUGUUUAGAUUUAAAACGACAUCACUUGUUCUAGGACAUCCCUAACAGACGCUAGAUCAUCAUGGACCAUCUGUAAACGUAUAAAAAAAAUGAAAAAGUGUUCGUCGUUCGUAAAAGUGUGUGUUGUAUCUUCUGUCCAAUGUAACCGUAACCUUUCUCUCGUAACUAGAGAUAGCCAAUUAUACUUGUUUCCAGGGCCGUGCAACAGCCGGACAAGGAAAAUGUAUCCAUCAACUAAAAAAAAAAAAAAAAAAAAAACACACAUAAACUAAACUUGUCUUUUGUGGGAAAAGUUGUGAAAGUAGUUUGUCCGUUAAACGUUACGUAUUUUAUUUAACCAGCUGACGAAAGAGACGUAGCGUAUGUUUAAUGUAACGCAAGGUAAAAUGCACGGUCCUGCAAGUAUAUGUAACGUAGUAUGUACUUAAAGAAGUUCAGUGAUCGCGCUCGCACGUCGAUCCAUUGAUAUCUAGUCUAACGAGUGUAGAGAAAUCUCGCGUUAUCAUGCACGCGCAGAUCGAUGCAUGUAAUAUCUACGUAUAAUUACCUCAAUGUCAAUGUACUCACGAUGGAUUGUCGAGAGAAAAGUACAUUCGAAAUAAAAUGCGUAUAUCUGGAUGCA
This is a messenger RNA of Bombus pascuorum, 3455 nucleotides long. Its product is annotated as probable inactive protein kinase DDB_G0270444. NCBI's taxonomy places the organism in Eukaryota, Metazoa, Arthropoda, Insecta, Hymenoptera, Apidae. The record is from RefSeq and is a predicted model, not a curated record. Gene Ontology annotation, molecular function: muscle alpha-actinin binding; actin binding. The transcript is spliced from 6 exons. Gene Ontology annotation, biological process: actin cytoskeleton organization; muscle structure development. The coding region runs from base 268 to 2754 and encodes 828 amino acids. Gene Ontology annotation, cellular component: stress fiber; filamentous actin; adherens junction.